This is a messenger RNA of Triticum aestivum (bread wheat), 888 nucleotides long. Its product is annotated as putative glycine-rich cell wall structural protein 1. The transcript has a single exon. The record is from RefSeq and is a predicted model, not a curated record. The coding region runs from base 159 to 617 and encodes 152 amino acids. NCBI's taxonomy places the organism in Eukaryota, Viridiplantae, Streptophyta, Magnoliopsida, Poales, Poaceae.
GAGAGAGAGAGAGAGAGAGAGAGAGAGAUCCGGGAGGAAAAUUCCUUGGUCCUUGGUCGGUUGCACCCGUAGUUCUGCUAUAAAUACAUAGUACCGCCCGCCUAAUCAAUCGCUCUCACGCCCUCCGUCGUCCUCUUCUUCCUCCAGACGAAGCAAUCAUGGUGAGGCUGGGGCCUCUGGCCGCGCAGCACGCGGGAGCGUUCGCCCGCGACCUGGGGCUGGGAAGCCCCGCGGCGCUCGUGGCCUUCGCGGUCGUCGCGACGGUGGCGGUGGCGGCCGUGGCGGCCUUCGGCUGCGCCAAGGGGGCCAAGAAGCCGCGCCGGCAAGACAAGAACAACGUCUACUACUACGGCCAGGGGUAUCCGCCGCCGCCACCCGCGGGCGCGUACGGUUACCCGGCGCAGCAGCCGGCCCCGGGCUACGCGUACCCACCGCCGCCCGCCGACGCUGGGAGGAAGCAGGGGCGCAUGGGCGGUGGCGCGGGGCUCGCCCUCGGUGCUGGCGCUGGCCUGGCCACCGGCGUCAUCGUCGGCUCGGCGCUCAGCUCCGGGUGCGGAGGAGGCGGCGGGUGCGGUGGUGGCUGCGGUGGCGGAUGCGGUGGUGGCUGCGGCGGUUGACCUGGUCGUACGUGUUUCAUGGCUUGCGUUGGUGUGCGUACGUAGUGGUUAGACAGUUGGGGCUUUGAUAAUUGUAGAUAUACUACUUACUACACUAUACAGUAUCGCGUGUGACGAUCGGCAUAUCUCUACGCCCGCUUGUUCGAUUACUACGUGAUGAGUAUAUUGUGAAAGCAGCAUAUGAUUUGGGGCGUGCAUGGAUGCCGUUCUUUUCCAUGUAACAACUGAUGAUCGACACAUACAUGGAUAUGAAAAUGCUGGUUUGGUUGCA